AUGGGAGCAGCAGGCUCAAGCAAACCAACCGUGCUUCACAUUGGUGACGCAAUCAAGUAUAACCAUGAUUUCUACGAGCACGAGUUUGCUUCACGAUUUAAUGUCGUUCAAGCAACAGAAACCGACCGAGAGUCGUUCAUCGAAGCAUUGAAAUCGAAAAAAUACGGCACCUUCUCAGCUAUAUUCCGGCCGCAUUUUCAAACUGGCGGUUUCAUGGGCCAAUGGGACUCUGAACUCAUCCCUCUACUCCCCCCUUCAGUAAGAAUAUUCGCCUCUGCCGGCGCCGGCUUCAACUGGGCAAAUGUCGACCUUCUCGGUGCUCAAAAGAUCUGGUACGCCAACGGAGCUGGCGCGUCAGACGAAGCCGUAUCCGACACCGCAUUGUACAUGGUACUCAGCGUCUUCCGAAAUUUUACGCGCUCGCAAAUAGCAGCUCGGACUGCAGAUGUUGAAACAUUCAAUGCCACACAUAAAGUGAUUGCUACUAUAUCACGAAACCCACGAAAUCAUGUGUUAGGUAUUGUCGGGUUUGGCAAUAUUAGCAAGAAGUUGGCAUAUAAAGCAAAAACGGCGUUAGGCAUGAAGAUUCACUACUUCGAUAUUGUUCGCGCACCGGCAGCUGAAGAGGAAGCCUUGGAAACUACUUAUCACUCAUCGUUGGAUGAGUUGCUCAAAGUCGCCGACUGCAUCUCACUACACACGCCGCUAAACAAGCAUACCCAAGACUUGAUUGGAAGCAAGCAACUAUCUCUCAUGAAGCCGGGAAGCAGAAUUGUCAACACGGCCCGUGGCCAAGUACUUAACGAAGAUGCUCUUAUAACAGCAUUAAAUAACGGCCAUCUGUCGGCUGCAGCACUGGAUGUGCACUAUCACGAACCCCAAGUUUCGCCCGUGCUGGCAAAAAUGGAGAAUGUGACUUUGACGACGCAUAUUGGCGGUGGUGCGUUGGAGACGAGAAUCAACUUUGAGUUGAAUGCGAUGAAGAAUAUUAUAGCUGUCGUUGGUGAGGAUGGAAAUUUCAAGGGGGAGCCUUUGACCCCUGUUAACAGAAAAGCGUUUGAAGCAGCUUCUGCCUAA
Molecule: messenger RNA, 1077 nt
Organism: Talaromyces amestolkiae
Lineage: Eukaryota; Fungi; Ascomycota; Eurotiomycetes; Eurotiales; Trichocomaceae
Exons: 2
Coding region: 1-1077 (358 amino acids)
Cellular component (GO): cytosol
Molecular function (GO): glyoxylate reductase (NADPH) activity; NAD binding; hydroxypyruvate reductase [NAD(P)H] activity
Source: RefSeq, a predicted model, not a curated record